GCUGAUUUUUUAACCUAGACGCACGAGAGACGCUCACAGUAACAAAGUAACACUCGUAGACACGAAGUAACGAUCUACGGUGGCUUCAAAGGAAUUAACAGAGCGGGAAGGAUUUUAUUUUUAACAGCUGAAUCUAUCGUCGUCAUUACCAGAAGGGAAAAUAUGAAGUUUUUAACUAUUUUGCGUCUUUUCGCCGUUACCAUUGUGGCUGUCACAUCGGUGAGCGGUGCGUCAAUAGAGCGGUUUGAAAGUGAGAGGCCUGCACAGACAGCUGUAAUUGAUCUUUUGGAGGCACUGAAUGAGAAGAGAGCUACUGUGGACAACAAGCAAGUGGACUAUGAGGAGGAAGACGAGUAUUACGUUGACGAUGAAGAGGAAGAUGAGUUUUCAGGGGCUUACGAGGGGCCAUUAGUUGCAUUUUCAAGAAAACCCAAAGACCCAAUUGCAGUUUUAAAUGCAGAAAAACUUGAAGGCUCGAAGAGGAAUGGGCUUGAAGGGAAGAAGGGAAAAGGAAAGGGAAAGGGCAAGAAAAGGAAUCCAUGUCUAAAAAAGUACAAGGACUUUUGUAUCCACGGAACCUGCCAGUAUCUCAGGGACUUAAAGAGGCCCUCAUGCAUUUGUGACUCAGACUACUCAGGAGAGCGAUGUCACCUUUUCUCCCUGGAACUAAAGAAGAAUGGCGAAGUGUAUAGCCGCACUACGGCCCUUGCUGUGGUGGCUGUGGUUCUCUCUUCAUUAUGUCUCACCAUCAUUGGACUGAUGCUGGCACUCAGGUUUCACAAGCAAGGUGCAUAUAAUGUGGAAAAUGAGGAGAAAGUUAAACUGGGAGCCGCCCCACACCACUAAACGAGACCGGAGAGAACGGGCAACCGUGUGGAAAUUCUACCUCAAAAUGAAGUGGCAAAGUUGAAUGUUGUGAGGAUCAGCGGGAACAGCGUGCUGGAGAGGAGGAUAGAGUGACCGCAUUUGUUUGGCAAGAGUCGUGGCACCUCCGUGAAGGGCCUGACUCAUGAAUGACUCGCUAAAUGGUUCGCAGAAGAGCUCAAAACCUGCCACGAACUGGAACUCUGACAGACCGACUCGGUCGGGAAGCGACACCGAGUUGUUCAAUACGGAACGAGAAGGAACUCUUCGGGGAUGGGAAUGUAGCUUGAGUUUUCGAGGCAAGGCUUUUUCUAGUACUGAAGAAGCUCUGCCUGAAAUAAGUAUUCUUACAAAUAAGAUGUUUUGUUCAUGUCUUGUGCACUGUGUAUUUAAUCGUUGCUGGCUAUGCUAUAAUUUAUUUAUUUAUGUAUAUAUAUCUAUUAAUAUUUAUUUGGAUUUAGACCAACCUUGUCCAGCCCUAACACACUGGCAACAUAUUUGAAAGUCUCUGUGUUGUAUGUUGAUGUAAUAUUUUAUUUAUUAAAAGCAGUAGUAGUCGGUCUCUAUUCAGUAAGCGAGUACUGAACAAUGGUAUACUGAAAAUUAAAAUAAUAGUAUAUAACAAUGGUAUGCAUUUUGAUAUUUUUUAAUCUGUGUAAAUCUCAGUGUUAGAAUGUAGAUUUCAGCAAACUUUCUGAACAGUCAUAUUU
Carassius carassius (crucian carp) is the source of this 1574-nucleotide messenger RNA. RefSeq names its product proheparin-binding EGF-like growth factor. Gene Ontology annotation, biological process: positive regulation of mitotic nuclear division; epidermal growth factor receptor signaling pathway; positive regulation of cell population proliferation. NCBI's taxonomy places the organism in Eukaryota, Metazoa, Chordata, Actinopteri, Cypriniformes, Cyprinidae. Bases 163 to 846 code for a protein of 227 amino acids. The transcript is spliced from 6 exons. The record is from RefSeq and is a predicted model, not a curated record.